UUGAAAUGGGUAUGGUAAAAAAGUUGACAGAUGAGAACAUUUUGAUGAUAGAUAGUCUUAUUACUUCAGUAUUAAACUCUUGAUAAUUACAGAAUUUACACAGCAAUCAAACAUUCUGACAUUGUUAUGCUUUUGUAUAAACCACAAUGAAUUUCCCAGUACUACAUGCCUCCUUGCAGCAUGACUUAUCUGGAUCGUUACCAAGCAGUGUCUUUGCUGCAUUGAAGCCUCCACCACAUUCCUCAACCAGCAGCACAUCCAGCGAUGUUGAUUUACAAAUUGUUGGAGGUGUUUUGAAAGAUACAUCUUACUCGUGGCUUGCAAGGGGGUCAAUGUUUGUAGUCAUCAAUUCAAAAACGAAUUCAGUUGUUUCGAUAUUUGACUUCAAUCGUUCAUUUCCUGAAUUGAGAUUCAUAGUGACAUCAUGCUGUUCAUGUGAUGAUCUUCUCAUUGUUGGAUUAAAAGGACAAGAUGGUAGAGGAUGUGUUGCACUCUAUAAGCCACGCAUAUCGAAGCUGGUUAAAGCCAUUGAUAUACCUUAUUCAGUUACAGCAGUUGAAGUUGUAGCAUGUCGAGGAGGAGCUUUGUCAUCUUUACAUUCUUUAUGCAAAAGUUUACGAUGGUUGUUUGGUAUUGUAGCUGUUGGAACUGAGGAGGGACAUUUGUAUUUACUUGAUUUAAAGUUUGACAGUCCAGGGAAUGUUGAUAAUUUGCCAUCACAAAUGGAGAUAGUUCCACCUGCACUGAAAAAUGUUCCUAAAACAAGAGAAAUGAUUGUUGGAUAUGACUCAUUUUUAGCUUUUGAAAUGCAAGCUGCUUGUCAUGAGGAAGGUGUUUUUCAUUAUGCUCAACCAGAUGACGAGAUUAUCGAAUCAUUUUAUCCAUCAGAUGCUAAUAUAACAACUAUUCUGUACGAACCAAGAACAACAUCAUUAUUUGUUGGAUUCAACUUUGGACAAUUUCAAAUAUUUUCUCUUCAGAAUAUGACUCUUGUCCAUAGCAGUGAUUUACAAGAAAAUAUUGCGCCUGUUUUGAGAUUCUCAUUUCAAGAACCGGAGAAUGAUCCUCGCAAGUUCUGUUAUCUUUGGGUGGCAAGGGGUCAUAAACCUGGUGAUAUUUCAUCUAAUGGAAAUUCUGAGCCAUUGACUCUUUGCAUGUUUCAACUCAUGUUUAUAAAGAAAGAGAUUCCAAAAAAAUCUAAACAGACAGAUAAAAAAUCAAACCACCCAUUUGCAAGAGUUCUCUAUAAAGAUUUGGAAGGUUGUAAUUUGAGGUUCAAGCAUUGUCUAGGUACUGGCCUUCUCUCAAAUGUAUCAAAAUGCUGCGGUUCUACGCUGUUGAUGUGUUCUUCUAUCGAAGAAUUUGCUCCAGAAUUGGAUCGACAAGAUCAGAUGGAAGAUUAUGUUGAAUAUUGUGCCAGUCCAUCGAGCAGUUAUUGUAUGUUUGGUUGGAAAAGCCUACAAGGAAAAAGCAGUGAUCGAAGUGAAUUGAAUGUGAUCAUCUUUGACAUUAACAGAUGGUAUCUUGCUCAAAUGCCAUCCUGUUUUAGAAGAGAUGAAGAUGAUUAUAUCUAUGCAGGAAUGUGGACGUUUGACGAUGAUCAAUUCCAGUUAUCAGAAGAUGAAUCAAUAUUGGGUAUGCAUGUUCCAUCUGAAAAAAUUCAGCACUUUAAUUCAGGAAUGAAACCAUUGCCAGAUAGAUUCUUCCUACCGUCCUCGUGCAGUUUUCCUCUUUAUUACAUCACAAAUCAAUCAUUGAACUAUUAUCUUAUGUAUGGAUAUCAGCAACAGGUACUGAACACCGCAACUGAAUUAAAAUCGACGUGUCUCGUUAGUCCAAAAGAAAUCCAUGAUGAUAUGCUUUCUUCAGAACUUUAUUCAAAACAUUCAUCUCAUCAACAGUUCACUCCAGAUAUGAUGAGAGAAAAUAUUUUAACUACAGCUCUGGAACAUGGCCAAGUUAGUUUUCUGCUAUCAAUUGUUCGAGAUUUGGCGAGUGGUCAUCUGGCAGCUUGUGGCUGCACUUUGAGAUUCGUGAUGGAUUGGGCUUGGAAAUCUGUUGCAAACGUAAAAGACUCCAUCGAUAAAUUAUGUAUUCCUAUUUUUGAUUGCACUUGUCCUACGUUGGACUCACUGGUUCAAAGUCAGUUACAAUUUCACACUACGCAAGUUCAUCAUUUAAAGAUUGUUUUUCAGAAAUUGUUAGAAUUCACAGAAGAUGCAACUGAUCAAAGUAAAGAAGAAUUAAAAACAAAAUUAAAUGUUGUUACAUUAAUACAUCAGUAUUUAAAGGUUGUACAUUGGUUUAUUAACAAUGGACUUCUACCAGAACAAUUAGACAAUGUUGAAAAUAAUGAAGAUAUAAUGACUCCAAGUGGAAUUCUUAUUUAUAAAUAUACUCGAUUACGUGAAGUUUUUGAUCAAAGAAGAGCGGAAUUAAAUAGGUCAAAUUGUCCAGAUCUUUUGUUAAUCGAUGGAUGGGUGGAAGAGAUAGGAGAACCUCUCACAUCAAGAUGGUUGAAAGAGGAAGGAGGAAAGGUCACAUUUCCACCACCUAGUUUCAUGACCUUGUUGGACAUGUACUAUCUGGACUGUGUUAAUGUGACAACAAAGCAUUGUCUUGUUAUGUAUCUUCUUCUCGACGUUCUAGCUAUGUUUUCAACAUUACAAAAUGAAGCAAAAUGUGAUUUAUAUGAAUCACAAAGAGAUCGAUUGAACAACAUUGCAUCAUUUCUUCAUAUAUUUGGAGUUCCUGAAAGAUUGAUUAAAUUAACAGAAGGAUUUUGGCUGCUUGACCAUAAGAACUUUGAGGCUGCUUUGGAAGCUUUUCUUGAUGCUGAUACGAGACAACCAGCAUCGUCAUGGCAAGAACGAAGAAUUCUCAGAUCAUUUUUACAUCAAGGUCAUCCAGAAAUGGCAUUGAAAUAUAUCUCAGUUCGAUGUCCACGUGUUGAAACUAUUGAAGACGCAAAAAUGCAUAUCACUAUAUUUAUAAUGAGCAGGGAGCCAUUGAAGGCAUGGGAUCUAGUUCAAAUGUCUGUUGGACAACAUAAUUCCAAAGAUUUAUUUUCUCAUCUUUUCACUUUGUCUCAAAAACAUUCUCAACUCGAUCAGUUGUUGAAGUUGCCUUUCUCACAAUCAGAAGAGGAUAUGGUUAUCAAAUAUUUACAAGAAAGCAACAGUGCAGAAGCGACUCAAAUACUGGUUUUAUAUUAUCUUCAACAUUCAAGAUAUGUUGAUGCAAUAAAACUACACUCACAGAAUAAACACAAUAGAUUAAUGCGAGAUCAAAGUGAGGAGUCUAGGCGACGUAAUGCAAAACUCGAUCAUAUUGUGCAGUCAUAUUCCAAUUUAUUACCAAAGAUUGAACGAGAAAUUGCCUUUUCUUCAAGUAAAUUUUUCAAGCAACAAGCUAUUGUUCGAAAGGAAGUUCACAAACCAAGUGCAUUAUCAUCUAUUGUUCAUCCUACCAAAUACAUGGAAACGUCAUCUCGAGCUGAUCGCCUUGUCAAUCAAAUGAAUAAAAUUGAAGAAAAGCAGAGAAAUUUACAAGAACCUAUUUUGACACCUUUACGAAGGAGACCUCACCCAAGAAUACUUGAUACGUAUCAAAUGAACAACAGUGUAUUUCUAUAUCCGACCAUCGAUCAAUCUAGAAAAAGACGUUCAAUUGAUAUACAUGGAACAAUGGGUAGAAGGUCUAGUUUUGGAUCUCCAGCUCGUGGUCAGUCACAUUUGAAUAUGUCAAAACUUGGUCCUUCUACUGUUGCUGAAAGAAGGUUAUCGAGUCUAUCUGUGGCUUCUAUGUUACUUCAAACACCACCAAUAACUAGAAGAAGACAAUCAAUAUCACAACAAGAUAUACAAACUGAAAUACAAACUCCACAGAGUAUUCUCAAAGUCAAGAACUUCAUGAAGAGAGAAAGAAGUCCUUCCCCAUCAAUAUCUAUGAUUUCUCAAUCUUCAUCGAGGAUAAAUGAUAAUAGAACAAAAAUGACGAAUAUUGGUGAAAAUGAAUCAAUCGAUUCAGAAAGUAUGACAGAUGAUGUUGAGAUUAAAAUUUGUGAUUUGGGUUUGGAGAGUACAGUUGAUGACACAGCAGGAUGGGUGACUUGGCAGAGAAGAGGAGUAUUUGAUAAUACUGAUAUUAUGAGGCUUCACAGUACUUCUAUUGGUUCAGAAGGAUUUAGUCAAUUGUCACAAGAAUCUGAAGAUAGGGUUAAGAAACAUGGCAUACCGACUGUCAGUACACCUGACGCUAAAUCAUCUAAAAGACCAAAGUUGAAUAGUGAUACUUUCACCAAGGAGAAUUUGAACAAAAUGCCAACAGUAACAACUCCGUUCGCUAAAAUUUCUGCUUUAAAGAGGUUCCAAUCGAAAACGGAUGUUGGAGAGACUAUUCAAGAGAAUAAAUCAGCAUUGGAUACACCGAAGAAACUUCGAUUUGCAGGACUAGAUAGUAGUGCCAAUGAUUCUGGUCUUUCAGUGGUUUUGUCUCCACCAGUAGAACAAGUUGCUGGUCUUCCUAAUCUAACACCAGUUCGAGUCAGUUCAGAAACAUGUGAAGAUCAUGAGAUGGAUGUUGAUAUUACUGGUGAUGAAAGCAUCAAACAAAGUUCUGAAGAAGAAUCUGAUGACGAACCUGCGGAAAUUUCGGAGAUUCCCAUAGAAGGUGAAGUAAAACAAUAUGAGGACGAAGAUGAUGAAGAAGAAAAUAAUGUCGUGCAACUGGAUGAAGAUAAUGUGGAACAUAUUAUUGAACCUUCUAUUUAUGACGACAGUGGUGAGGUCAUUUGUUUGGAUGAUUCAUCAGAUGAUGAACAAGCACAAAAUGAUGAGAGGGAUCUCAUUCCACAUCCAACUGAAAAAGAAUCUGAAAUUAUCGAAAAACCGUUCCAUCAAGAUGAUCAAAGUUUGAGACUUGCCGUUUCACUUUCUGAAGAGAGUGAAGAAAGUUUUGGCAAGGAUGUCGUUUUUCAAGACGUAGUUCUCGGUGGAUCUACGAACCUCGAAAACCCAAUUGAAACAGACAAUCAUAGUUUAAAACUAGUUGUGUCUUCUUCUGAAGAAAGUUUGCAAAAAGAUGAUAUUUUUCAAACUAGAAAUGAAAUUGAUGACGAAGCUGAGAGAUUUGAGGAACCUGUACAACAAGCUGACCAGAGUUUAAUGCUCGUUCUUUCUUCCUCUGAGGAGAAUUUGGGAGAUGAAAAUAAGUUCGGAAGUGGAGAGUUUACAAUUGAGAAAGAUGAAGUUGAACAAAUCCAAAUUAUUCAAUCGUCAGAGAUUUCUCAUGUCUCUCCAAAUUUGGAUGAGAAUUUCAUGAGUGAGGAACAGGACUCUGAACCAAUAAAAAAAGAAGAAAUAUCUCAAGUUUCACAUACUCAAGAGGAAGAGUUGUUUGAAAAAGAUCAAUCUCGAUUACCACAUGUUCUCGAGGAUGAGGUAAUUGCUGAGGAGGUUGAAGAGGGGGUAAAACAAGUGGAGAUUUUAUAUGUUGAGGAAAGCAGUGAAAUUGAAGUAGUGGAAACCAAACAGUCUAUCGCUGAAGUUGAAAUUAUUGAAGUUCCAGAAACUAAACAAGAAGAUCUUCCAACUUCUGAUGAAGAAGCACGAAUGUCUCCUGAAUUGGUUGUUCCUCAUACUGAUAAAAGCAUUGUAAUUAACAAGGAUGACGAAGUGACCUCGGAUUAUCAAACAAUGAAUGUGAAUAAAUUGGAGGAAAUUCUAACUUCUCCGGAAGCAGAGAAAACACAGGAAAAUGAACAAAUACCAUCAGCUACACCAGAAAAAGAAAAGCCAUUGAUUUCCAAAGAAGAACUUGCUAAAGUAAUAGAAAUGGAGAAAUCUGUAAAGAAAAUUGAGGAGAAAAUUGAAGUUGUUGAAACACCAGUUGAAGUGAGGGACGAAAACAUAUCCAAAGUUCAAAUAAUCGUGAAUCCGUCGACUCCAGUGUUAGAAAGAGUGAGGGAAGAACCAAAAUUUGUUUUGUCGCCUCCGACCACUCGGAAAUCUAAGAGGAGAGGAACAACAACAAAAUCAACACAAUAUACUCCUAAGCCUGAAUCUCCAACAAGAAAUAAAGUUCCAAAAUCACCUUCAAGGAUCACAAGAAGUUCAAAGAAACAAGUGGAGCAAGAUCCGGCAGCUCCAGAACCAGAAUUUUUAUUUUCUCCGCCCAAGACUCGAACAAGAUCAACUAGGAAGAAAGAUCAAUCAAUGGCAACAUUGUCACCUCCUCGUUCCACCACCAAAAGAACAAGGAGUCAAACUAAGUCUCAUGAUACUGACAGUGAUCGAUCUGUUUCACCUGUUUUAAGAUCAAGUUCACAUAAAAGAAAUGUUAAGAAGAGAGAAUCAUCUCCGGAGGAGAAACUGGACCCAUCGACUACACCAUCACGUAAAACACGUCAAUCACCAGGACGUAAAACUGCUCCUGCUACACCGACACGUAGUAGCAGCAGAGUAAAGGCAAAAUUAAGCAUUUCCAAAGAAAUGGAGAAAACAUCUGAGUCUGAAUUACAAAUGACUGACGAAGCAUCUGUUUCAAUUAAACUAGUUUCUACUACAAAACGAAUUAGAACUCGCAAAUCAUCAGUCAGCAGUGACUUGGGUUCUUCAGACAGUGAAGUUCCAUUGACACCUUCAAGACGUUCAAGUCGAAGAUCUUCAACCAAAUCUAAGAAAGGUUGGUCACCAAGUCAAGAUAAAACUAAGUUGGUUGAACUCACUCCAUUACCUGAAGAGGAAGAAGAAGGAGAGACAGAAGAAACUGAUAUGAAAAAAAGAAAGAAAGUAAAGACUUCGGAGUCUACUAGAGCCACCAGAUCAACAAGAUCUACUACUGGAAGUUAUCCUACAAGAAUGAGAAGAAAAGCCAAGAUUUUGACUUUGGAUGAAUAAUUAAUUUCUGCAAGUUUUCUGUCAUUUUGCCAAUAAUGUCUAUUUAUUAUUUCCUUCCUGAAUUUUUGCAUCAAUCUGGUGCUUUUGCGCGAUAUUGUAACGUUGCAAUUUUCGAUUUUGAAAAUACAAUUUCACUGCCUAUAA
This is a messenger RNA of Styela clava, 7043 nucleotides long. RefSeq lists its product as uncharacterized. Gene Ontology annotation, molecular function: protein binding. NCBI's taxonomy places the organism in Eukaryota, Metazoa, Chordata, Ascidiacea, Stolidobranchia, Styelidae. The record is from RefSeq and is a predicted model, not a curated record.